Ectocarpus sp. CCAP 1310/34 is the source of this 1105-nucleotide messenger RNA. Lineage: Eukaryota; Phaeophyceae; Ectocarpales; Ectocarpaceae. The record is from the annotation of a GenBank genome assembly.
GUGUGUGACGGCAUCUGUGCUCGAGAACCAUGUCGUCUUCCGCGGCGGCGCCGGCGCCACCGCCGGACACGUGCCCGCAGUCCCUGACGGUGACCCCUCCGAAAUUUGGGGACGCCUUCGCAUGCACCAGAUCCCUGAGAAUCGCGGCCGAACGCGCGAUGUUGGCUAGUGGUCGGACACUCGUCUCCGACCACCGUGUCACCGGUGGCCAUCAGAGGCUGUACCGCUGCUCCGGGGCCAUCAUGGAGAAGGGCACGAAGAACACAGGAGGAUGCCAGGCUCAUGUCCGCGCCAACAAGCGCAGAGACAAGCACUUCCACGUCACCAGCGCUUCCUUCGAGCACCAGAACUGCGUCGGCGGCAAGAAGAAACCGAGCGUUGCCGCCCUCGCCGCCGAAGGCGCCGCGGUCGUCCACGCCAACCGCAAGGUCACUGCUCCUGGGCUGGCGAAGACGCUGAAGGGCACCUUCGGAGUGGAGCUGAAGUCGUGGUCAGCGCACCGUCUCAAGCGCCGCGUGAUUGGCGACAGCAAGGAAGAACAAGCGGAGGGAAUCCAGCGGUUCCAGAGCUACAUGGACCUGCUUGCGACCGACAGCUCCGGGACGAUCACCAACUGCGAGUGGGAUGCACAAGGUCACCUCGAACGGGCAUUCCUCAUGCUCGGUCCGGUCGCCCACUUUGCGACUACAGGGGUGCCGCAGGUUGCCUGCAUGGAUUUCUGUCACAUGACGGGCGAGUGGAACGGUGUGAUCGGAGCGAUCUGCGUCAAGAGCUCCAACAACAACAUCGUUCAACUGGCGACGUGCAUCGCCCCCAAGGAGAACGCUGCCGCCUACGAGUACCUCAUCGACAACGCGUGCAGGAACGACGAGGUGGCGACCUUUCUCAACAAGCCCACCACGAGCAUCAUCUCCGAUAAGCACAAGGGCUCGGAGUCGGCCGUCCCUUGCCGGCUGGACCAGUCAGAACACCUCCGGUGCGUGGAGCACAUGCUCAAGAAUGCCGGGACCGUUGGACCGGAGGGCCGCAUGUUCAUGUACGAGGCCGCAAGGGCGCCAGACAAGGCUUCGUGAGAGGCCUACAUCGACAAGAUCAGGGACCUCAA